This is a messenger RNA of Acanthamoeba castellanii str. Neff, 516 nucleotides long. RefSeq names its product zinc finger, C3HC4 type (RING finger) domain containing protein. The coding region runs from base 1 to 516 and encodes 171 amino acids. The transcript is spliced from 4 exons. Gene Ontology annotation, biological process: protein ubiquitination. The record is from RefSeq and is a predicted model, not a curated record. Gene Ontology annotation, molecular function: ubiquitin protein ligase activity. Gene Ontology annotation, cellular component: cytoplasm. Lineage: Eukaryota; Discosea; Longamoebia; Acanthamoebidae.
AUGGGAGACAACACGCAGCCAAAUGCCGAGAUGCUUGCCAACAUGAUGCGCAUCUUUCAGAUGAUGGGCGCCGGACCUGGCGGCAUGCCCUUCCCGAGAACGGACAAGCCACCAGCGUCGCAGCUGGCCAUCAGCGAGCUGGAGGACGUGGAAAUCGACCAGCGUACCUCCUCGCCUGCCUCCUCCUCCGAGAGGUUUGAGCGUCGCGGUCUGUUCUCUCGAAUCGUCAUUGACCACUUCCUCCACACAACACUCACCACAGAGGACUUCAAGCUGAAGCAGGACGCGAAGAAGAUGCCUUGCAAGCACAUCUUCCACGACAUGUGCCUCUUGCCCUGGCUGAACAAGAACUGCACGUGUCCGAUGUGUCGUUUCGAGCUGCCCACGCUCGACGCCGACUACGAGGACAACAAGCGAGGCCGGGGUCCGCUCAACCCGUGGGACGACGAGGACGGUGGUGACAACGACCGCUCGUCGAACGCAGGCAGCAGCUCCUACAACCACAUGUUCCUCUGA